GCGGCGACAGUCGGGAGCUUACCUCCGCACAGGCGGUGAACAGGGAGGGGGGACGGCUUACGAGAGGGGUCGUUUGGUUGAAAGGCGGUCCCAGAGCGUCCAAUUUGUACCUCAACAGGGCCCGGUUGGUUCACGCCAGGAGAGACCGUCCCGAGCUGAACUCCGUGCUACAAAUAAGCCGCAGCGCUCUUCCAAGUGGGGCAGAGUCAAGAACGGACGAUCACAAUAAGUCACAUAACCGAGCCGACAGCAUCUGCAUCGAGCACGUCGGGGCCAGAGAGCACCGAAUUCCCCAUCACAGGUACAAUGUUGCUGCUCUUUGACGUCAACGCAAUGUUUGAGGAGAUGAGGACGCAGCGGGAUGGAGCGAACCUCCAGCCACUGACAUCCUCCGGAGAAGGAGAAGGAGAAGGAGUCAUUCUGUCCUACCCAGAUGACCGCAUGUCCGUCCUGACCUCUGGCAACCUGUUGGCUCGCUCCCUGCUGGGGCGCACCGCCACCGUCAAGCGCAAAGAAAGUCCCUCGUCCAGCAUCCGGCGCAAGCGGGAGUUCAUCCCGCUGGAAAAGAAGGACGAAGGCUACUGGGACAAGAGGAAAAAGAACAACGAGGCGGCCAAGCGCUCGCGGGAAAAGCGACGCGUUAACGACAUGGUCUUGGAGAGUCGCGUGCUGGCCCUGCUGGAGGAGAACGCUCGGCUCAGGGCCGAGCUGUUGGCUCUCAAGUUCCGAUUCGGUUUGGUCAAAGACCCUUCCAACGCGCCCAUCCUGCCCCUGUCCGCGGCUCCUCCGCUCACCCCUGCGAGCGCGACUCCCCACUAUUAUCUCCUCAAUUCCUCAUCGGCGCACGGGAACGACCGGCCCAGCGGGCGGGGCUCCGUAUACGGCGGCAACCUGUCCGAAGAUUCCGGGUUUUCCACUCCGGGGGGGUCCAGUGUUGGAAGCCCGGUCGACUUUGAAGACCGGCUCAGCGACCAUGAGAAAUCCUCCCCGCGCACUGCAGAGGAGAUGACCUUGGACCCCUACCCGUCCUCUGCCGAUGCCCCCCACCAUAGGGUGGACCACGGCGAGGCUAUGAGGAACCUCCCCCAUAAACUGCGUUUCAAAACACCCGGGAACAGCGAGGCGAGCGACGCGACGGGCGAUCCCAACAGCGCUCGACGCAGCCCGCCACCUCCCGCGGCAGAUGUCCCGCGAGAGAGCCCCAAUGGCCCGGAACUGACGAGGGGCGAAAUGGGAGAGGGCCACUCGGGCCCCUGGCUUCCUCCGCAGGGCGACGGAGGGAGGAGGGGAAGACAGUCGCCCCCAAACUUCAGCCUGCAGCCUCCUGCUCAAGGACACGCAGAGGUCAAGUCUCAGCGCGAGAACAGCUACCUGAAGUCUCAGCUCAGCUCUUUGAGCAAGGAAGUGGCUCAGCUGAAGAAACUUUUCACAGAGCAGCUCAUGGCCAACGUCAACUAGGAAGCGCUCCUCCUUCAGGAAACCGUUCUGAAAGAUCACCGUUGACUCUUUGAACUGAAACCUGGAACAAUUUGUAAAAAAUUGCCGCAAGAAGGCUGCAAAGUAAUACUUUAAUGACUUGAAUAGGUACCGGUACUUUUUUUUUUUAAAGAAAAUAACAGAGGACAGUCCCCGCCCCCCCCCAAAAAAUAAUUCCCAAAUGCUGACCCCCGAGAUGUGCGGAUGUUCACUGUACUUUUCAUUUGGAUUCUCCGAUGCACUGUGACAACUCAAGACUGCAGAUACCAUGGCACCGUCUCAACAUUUUCGGCAAGCGAGAGUUUGUCGUCGUGACCUCAUAAGAUUGCAAAAGCUUUGCACUGUUCAGACAAGUCAGCUCAAUCACUGGAAACCGAUAGCGGAUGGCAGGUACACGCAAGGUCGAGGUAAUCUCGGACAAACACGAGACUCGAGUUUCCUUCGGUGCGCUAACUGACGUUUAUCGACGCACUACUACGUGUUUAUUCUCAAGCAAAGCAGUCAAACACUGUUACCGUCUUGUUGUUUGUGAACUUCUCUAUUCGAGUUUAAAUGUUGUCUGUAUAUUUUUAUUUCAACUCAAAUAAACAUUUGAUAAAGUCA
Messenger RNA from Hippocampus zosterae (dwarf seahorse), 2079 nucleotides. RefSeq names its product nuclear factor, interleukin 3 regulated, member 6 (gene nfil3-6). The transcript has 2 exons. The coding region runs from base 307 to 1458 and encodes 383 amino acids. NCBI's taxonomy places the organism in Eukaryota, Metazoa, Chordata, Actinopteri, Syngnathiformes, Syngnathidae. Gene Ontology annotation, biological process: regulation of DNA-templated transcription; circadian rhythm. The record is from RefSeq and is a predicted model, not a curated record. Gene Ontology annotation, cellular component: nucleus. Gene Ontology annotation, molecular function: DNA binding; DNA-binding transcription factor activity.